GCGGAGCAAGUCCAAAAUGGCGGCUCUCAGGCUGGCGCGCUCCGUGCUGCUGGCGCUUUGAGGUGGUCGCCAGGGGUCGGGGGGACGAUUUCCCCGCCGCGGGGGCCCUAGAGGAUGAAUCGAGGGCUCUGCUAAGGUUAGGCGGUGGGGGUGGAGAGAGUGGCAGCAAGGGCUGCGGUGGAGUCCACGGAGCGGGAUGUGCGAGAGUUACUCCAGGUCGUUGUUGAGGGUCUCGGUGGCGCAGAUCUGCCAGGCGCUGGGCUGGGACUCGGUGCAACUCAGCGCCUGCCACCUCCUCACGGACGUGCUGCAGCGCUAUCUGCAGCAGUUGGGACGGGGCUGCCAUCGGUACUCUGAGCUGUAUGGCCGAACAGACCCAAUUUUGGAUGAUGUUGGUGAAGCUUUCCAGCUUAUGGGGGUUAGUCUUCAUGAACUAGAAGACUAUAUUCACAAUAUUGAACCUGUGACUUUCCCACAUCAAAUUCCGUCAUUUCCUGUUAGUAAGAACAAUGUCCUUCAGUUUCCUCAACCUGGAAGUAAAGAUGCAGAGGAAAGAAAAGAAUACAUUCCUGAUUACAUGCCACCCAUUGUGUCUUCACAAGAAGAAGAAGAAGAAGAGCAGGUGCCCACUGAUGGCGGUACGUCCGCUGAAGCCAUGCAGGUUCCCUUGGAAGAAGAUGAUGAACUGGAGGAGGAGGAAAUUAUUAAUGAUGAGAAUUUCUUGGGUAAGAGACCGUUGGAUAGUCCCGAAGCUGAAGAAAUGCCUGCCAUCAAGCGACCACGGCUGUUAAGCACUAAAGGGGACACCCUGGACGUAGUAGUAUUGGAAGCUCGAGAACCCCUCAGCUCAAUAAAUACCCAAAAGAUUCCGCCAAUGCUCUCUCCGGUCCACGUACAGGACAGUACAGACCUUGCCCCUCCGUCCCCGGAGCCGCCGAUGUUGGCUCCAGUGGCAAAAUCACAAAUGCCAAUCACAAAACCAUUAGAAACAAAGUCAUUUACACCGAAAACAAAGACUAAAACUAGUUCUCCGGGACAGAAGACUAAAUCACCUAAAACUACUCAGUCACCAGCAAUGGUCGGAAGUCCUAUUCGGUCACCAAAAACUAUAUCCAAAGAGAAGAAAUCUCCUGGACGCUCUAAGAGCCCCAAAAGCCCCAAGAGUCCCAAGGUGAUGACACAUAUUCCCCAAGCACCUGUCAGACCGGAAACACCAAAUAGGACUCCUUCAGCUACGAUAAGUGAAAAACUUAGUAAAGAGACCGUUCAGGUAAGACAGAUACAGACCCCCCCAGAGGCUGGGAAACUCAACAAUGAGAAUCAGCCGAAGAAGGCUGUCGUGACCGAUAAAACGAUCGACGACUCUAUCAAUGCCGUGAUUGCGCGGGCUUGCGCCGAACGAGAGCCAGACCCUUUCGAGUUUUCUUCUGGAUCAGAAUCCGAAGGAGACAUUUUUACCAGCCCUAAGAGGAUUUCAGGUUCAGAAUGUACUGCUCCAAAAGCUUCCGCCGCCUCCAACAACUUCACAAAGUCAGGAUCCACUCCCCUGCCUCUUUCAGGCGGAACUUCGAGUUCGGACAAUUCAUGGACAAUGGAUGCGUCCAUAGAUGAGGUUGUGCGGAAGGCAAAAAUGGGAGCCCCUCCAACUAUGCCUCCCAGCUUUCCCUACAUCUCUUCCCCUUCGGUCUCUCCUCCCACCCCCGAACCUCUGCACAAGGUGUAUGAGGAGAAAACCAAGUUGCCUUCAUCCGUGGAAGUCAAAAAGAAGUUGAAAAAGGAACUGAAGACCAAAAUGAAGAAGAAGGAGAAGCAGAGAGAUAAGGAGAGGGAAAGAGACAAGAGCAAGGAGAAGAGUAAAGAGAAAGACAAAGUGAAAGAGAAAGAGAAGGAGAGCAGCAAGGAAACCAAGUACCCCUGGAAGGAGUUUCUUAAAGAUGAAGAGCCAGAUCCCUAUAAGUUUAAAAUAAAAGAAUUUGAGGAUGUCGAUCCCAAAGUGAGAUUGAAAGACGGAAUGGUGAGAAAAGAGAGAGAGAAGCAUAAAGAUAAGAAGAAAGACAGAGACAGGGGCAGAAGGGAUAAAGAUAAGAGAGACCGGGAGAAGGUUAAAGAGAAGGGGCGGGAGGACAGGCCCAGAGCAGCCCCUGCGCCCGUGGUGCUGCCCCCGAAGGACGUACCGCUGCCCUUGUUCAGCCCCGCAGUGGCCGCCAGGGUCCCCGCCACGCUGCCUGCUCUGUCAUCAGUGCUCCCUGAAAAACUGUUUGAAGAAAAAGAGAAGCCCAAGGAGAAAGAAAGGAAAAAGGACAAAAAGGAGAAGAAGAAAAAGAAGGAGAAAGAGAAGGAGAAGGAGAAGAAAGACAAGGAAAGGGAGAGAGAGAAGAGGGAGAGAGAGAAGAGAGAAAAAGAAAAGGACAAGCACAGGCAUGAAAAACUUCCACCUGACGCUGGGAAGGAAAAGUCCCUCGGACUACCUUGGUUGCAGAUAAAAGUGGAGCCAGUUGUUCCAGCCCCAAGUCCGGUUAUCCCCCGAUUGACUCUCAGAGUUGGUGCUGGCCAAGACAAGAUUGUCAUCAGCAAAGUGGUCCCAGCCCCCGAAGCUAAGCCGGCCCCUUCUCUGAGUAGACCCAAGACCCCACCGCCUGCUGCCGCCCCCGCCCCUGUCCCCGUGCAUGUCGCCCCCGCCCCGGUGCCUUCGCCGCUUCUCACGCAGUCCGCCGCGGCCCCUGCUUUGAUGCCAGCCCCGUCCCCAGCCAUCUCUGGAGCCGGAACGUCCAAAGCCCCGGUCCGAAGCGUGGUCACGGAGACCGUCAGCACUUACGUGAUCCGAGAUGAGUGGGGGAAUCAGAUCUGGAUCUGUCCUGGAUGCAACAAGCCCGACGACGGGAGUCCCAUGAUCGGCUGUGAUGACUGCGACGACUGGUAUCACUGGCCCUGUGUUGGAAUAAUGGCUGCACCACCAGAAGAAAUGCAGUGGUUCUGUCCCAAGUGUGCCAACAAGAAGAAGGAUAAAAAGCACAAAAAGCGAAAGCACCGGGCACACUGACGUGUCACGUGGCGUGGACGAGCAGCGUCGCCUCGAAGGGGCGUUGGGGCAAUCCUGGCAUCCCGCCUACCACCCACAUUCCUGCGGAGAGUGGAUCUCGGAAGCCCGAGGACAAGAAUACAUCGUCCACCCUGGAUUUGGCCCCCGUGACAGACCGGCCUGUGCCCCACAUGGCCGCAGGACUGAAGACAGACUCAAGUCGAGGCGUGGCUCAGGGCCGCCAUGCCUCCAUUUUUCUAUGACCAGUGACAAGUAUUAUUAAUAAAAAGACUGUAGUCUUCCCUUCUGAUUUUCUUUAUUCUCUCCAGGGCCCUUUCAUUAAGGUAUUAGCUGAGAAGACCAUGUAUCAGCCGCCUCAACUCUCACUCCCGGACUCCAUUGGUCUGUGUACAGUUUGCAGCCUCUCCCCCUCUCUCUAGUAAGAUAAUCAUAAUGACAGAAAAGAAAACUCCACUUGGAGUACCAGUUAAUAUUUUUGUGAUGAAAAUAUAUGAAGCUUCCCCACCCCCCCAACCCCCAUUUUUAGGACUAACAUGUAAAAUGUUCAGGCUUUUGUGAAAUACCUUAUAUUUUUUAAGAAAAAGGUUUCUAUCAUGUCCUGUUUGCUUUGGCGCAGAUUAUUUUUUGUUGACUCGCACGUGGUUUCUACGUUCGUGGCAUCCUGACUGUGCCCUUCUCUAAACUGCUGGCGUUCUUCUCACGGCUUCCACAUUUCAUCGACUUGUAUAAAAACUCCCCGCCUAGAAGAUCACCCCUAAUGUAAAUAAUAAAUAUUUAUGAAGUAGUUAUUUUUUAAAUUUUUAUCGUGUUUAAUUCUGGCUUUCUCUGAAAUCCACGGUGAUUUCAGCCAUGUCUGUAAUUACCGCUGUACAUACGCGAAGAAGGCUAGAAGCAGAGCCAUAGUUCCGAGUAAUCUACCUUGAGCUGAGCCCGCGCCGUGGCCUGGACACCGUGGGGGAGAGGGCCCGAGCAGUUGGAAGGACAGCAAGGCAAUUUAAGUCUAUAGUUUAUGAUUUGAAAUUGUUUUGUUAUCUCUAAGUUUCUUUGACUUACUUUCACUAAACAGACAUGUAGAUUCCCCAAAAGUAAAAAAAAAAAACAAAAAACAAAAAAUGAAAAAACAUAUAUACUGUAGCAUUUUGUGUUUAUAUUGUUUUAUUUCUGCAAAUCUGUUCAUUGAGAUUGUGGUUUAAGGCUGAAAUGAAGUAUAUUAUGAAUUUUUUUUUAAAGAAAACAUCAAAUUUCAGGGUAUCACAAAACUUUAUUAUAUUACUAUACUGCCCACUAUUUAUUAUAUGUUAUAGAUGUCUGAGAGAUAAACCAAAUAUUUUAUUUUUAAUGUAAAACAUCAAAUUUAACUUUAUUAGCAUAUUUUAGCAACUUUGGAAUAAAUAUGGACUUUUACUUGAUUUUGAAAUAAUCCCAAUUUGGGCCAGUGUAAUGGAUAUCUUGAAUGCUAGAAUAUGGGCUUUGAACCUAAUACAAAUAUAUUAAUAGAAAUUGUGAAUUUUUUUAAUGCCAAGUAAAUUGAUAUUAGUGUAUGAAUUAGUCAUAUUUUAAAACUUAUUAUGUUGUUAGAGAAAUGAGGUUUUCUGCCAUGAAUGUUAAAUUGCAAAUCAGUGGAAAUGGAGCUGACCUUUUCAGGGUGCAGUAUUUCACUGCCCUCCUUGUUCUAGAAGCCAAAAUGUUUCUAUCCCUACAAAGAAACGAAGCAUCUAUGUUGAGAUAUGUGUUUUUUUGUUUUAUUAAUUUGAGAUCAUCCUAAAUACUUUAUACAGUAUUUUCACAUGCACAGAUAUACCCAUUAGUGCUUUUUGGAGAGGGAUGGUGGGGUGGGGAAGUGCAAAAUAAAGAUUAUUGGCUAUUU
Molecule: messenger RNA, 4907 nt
Organism: Ailuropoda melanoleuca (giant panda)
Lineage: Eukaryota; Metazoa; Chordata; Mammalia; Carnivora; Ursidae
Gene: TAF3
Product: TATA-box binding protein associated factor 3
Exons: 8
Coding region: 197-3040 (947 amino acids)
Biological process (GO): positive regulation of transcription by RNA polymerase II
Cellular component (GO): transcription factor TFIID complex
Molecular function (GO): p53 binding; transcription factor binding; protein heterodimerization activity
Source: RefSeq, a predicted model, not a curated record